UUACAGAAACUACUUGAAUUUAGCACUGCUUUUCUUCUUUUGUAUUAUUCUUCUGUUACGGAAUUUAAACGAUGCCUCCGAAAAAGGAAAACAGCGCUACCAAGGAUACAGCAAAGGAAGUUGUGAAAGCCUCAGAUGUUUACGAAUUACAUGCCAAGGUACUCUGUCAACACUUGGAUAAUCUUUAUUAUGAAGCAAAAAUUAUUAACGUGGAGCAUAGCAUCGAUGGAGAACCCAUUUAUACCGUUCACUAUCAGGGUUGGAAUCAACGACAUGACGAAAAAAUUAAGCAUAGCAGCACACGUAGUCGUUUUCUAGAAUAUACAACAGCUAAUGUGGAGCGUGCAAAGGCGGAAAUGAGAGAUGCUCAGGCUCGGUUAGCGCAAAACAAACGACGUAGUCGGAAAUCGAAUGUUCUGGAUGAGAAGCGGAGUGGUGGACCCGAUAGCCGAGGGAGUACACCAUCGGAUAAGCGUGGAACAUCGACAAGUCGAGCUGCUAGUAUUGUAUCGGACAAAGGGACUAUGCGAAAACGUAAACCGGGUACGCAGCUGGAGAGCGAACCAGUUUCAGAUUUUGUCAGGAAAAAUGAAAUCAAAAUUGAUAUACCAUCAGUGCUGAAGGACAUUCUGGUCGAUGAUCACGAUAUGGUUAAUCGUCAGAUGUAUCUCCCACGACUUCCAGCACGCCAUACAGUAGCCAGCAUUGUUCGUCAGUAUGCAGAUUAUAUGGGUACAUGUGUAGAAGCGAAAGAUACUUUAACGUUUGAAUUUGGAAGCGAUGAUACACAACUUAAUUCCAUGGUGGUUACCUUGGUUGAGAGCAGUUACGGUAUACAGGAUUACUUUAACAAUUCAUUGGGAUUACAGUUGUUGUACAAAUUUGAGCGACCUCAGUAUGCCGACCUCCUUUCUCAACAUAAGGUGAAACAGGGAGGAACAAAAGAUACGAAGAAAAAACGUAGUGAUGUGACCGAUGGUGAUGAUUCAAUUACGGACGAUUAUGACAAGUUUAAGCCUUCUGAAUACUAUGGUUUCAUUCAUCUCCUUCGUUUGUUUGUUCGUUUCGGUCAUAUGUUGGGAUUGACAAAUUGGAGUGAUCGAACGAUUGAAGCUAUUGUGAAUCAAGUGCACAAUUUUUUGAAAUUCCUCGAAGUUAAUCGUCAUAAGUUUUUUGAUAUUGAAACAGAUUACGAAGUGGCACCACCGGAAUAUCAGCGACGUGUUUGGAGCUCAUAGAAGUGUCCUACAUAGUAUUCUCUGUGUAUCCUUUCCAGUGUUCAUUCAGUUUAUUCAUCAUGUAACAGUAGAGUAUCGUUUUCAUAAGGAUUAAGAGAUUCAUUAAAUUUUUGCUAUUCGGAGUGUACAAUGAUUGAUUACUUAUUUAUCUACAAACAUUUCAUUAAAAUUUGCCAAACUCUUCCCUUUUUUCUUCUUUCCUUAAUGAUUUAUA
Messenger RNA from Loa loa (African eye worm), 1452 nucleotides. RefSeq lists its product as hypothetical. The record is from RefSeq and is a predicted model, not a curated record. Gene Ontology annotation, cellular component: NuA4 histone acetyltransferase complex; nucleus. The transcript has 11 exons. Lineage: Eukaryota; Metazoa; Nematoda; Chromadorea; Rhabditida; Onchocercidae. Bases 72 to 1238 code for a protein of 388 amino acids. Gene Ontology annotation, biological process: chromatin organization; regulation of DNA-templated transcription.